AAAAGUUCCACAUAAGCGGUAUCAGACUGACAACACUGCCGAAUACGUGGCCCCGAAGUUCUGUGAUUAGUGGGACUUGUUUAUAUUUUUUAUUGUGUAAAUUCUAUAAAAAUCUCCUCGGAAGCCGAUAUUCGGCACCCAAGUACAAUGAUGAAUCCACAAUAUCCACCGCCCGGACAGAACAAUAACGCACCCAACAACCCCAUGUUUCCCCCAACCUCUCAAGAUUACAAUGGAGUCCAAAAUGCAAACAUCUACAACCAGAUGCCACCAAAUGGACCCCAGAUGCAACAGAAGGGAUUUGACCCACUGGAUAUGUCGCAGAAGAUGCAGAACAUGAACUUGAAUGGACCUCAAGGUUUUCAGUCCAUCCCAUCCACUCAGUUACCCCCUGGUCAAGCUCCACCAGGCCAGUUUCCCCCUGGGAACUUCCCACCAUCAUCAAACUAUGGUCCAGGACAAAUUCCGCCUAGCCAAGCACCCCCUGGAAUGCCUGGUAGACCUCCAGUGAGUGGAGCUCCUCAGUUCCCUCCAAUGGGCCAGAAACCACAGAUGCCUCCAUCACCGGCUCCAGGACAGGUGCCAACAUCUCUUCCACCUGGUUAUGGCAUGCCACCUCAAAGUCAAACACCAGAUCAGAACAGGCAGUUCCAACCUCCUACUUCUAUGCAGCAAAGGCCACCAAGUGCACAACCUAGUCAACCACCUAUGGGACAACCACCUGGCAUGCAAGGACCUGGUCACAUGCCUCCUCAUUCCCAGCCUGGUCUUCCUCCUCAUUCCCAGCCUGGUUUCCCGCCUCAACCUGGUAUGGGUAGGCCAGGGAUGCCUCCCCAAGGAGGAAUGCCGCCACAAGGAGGAAUGCCACAACAAGGUGGAAUGCCACCACAAGGAGGACAGCCACCUAAACCCGGAAUGCCUCCACAGCCUCAAAUGGGCGGUCCGCCUGGUAUGCAGUCAGGUCCACAAGGAAUGCCUCCUCAGAUGAAUAUGGGUCAACAACCUGGAAUGCCACCACAAUCGAAACCACCUGGAUUGCCCGGACAGCCUAGUCAGCCUAGUCAGGCUAGUCAGCCUGGCCAGCCUGGACAGCCUGGACAAAUGCAAAGGCAGCCUGGCAUGCCUCCUCAACCAGCCAUGAUGUCCGCGCCUAUGCAACAGCCUGGCCAACAGCAACCAGGUCUUAGUCAUCAACAACCUGGAAAGAUGCCAGGGCCUCCACAACCGGGCCUACCAGGACAACAGAUGCCUCCACAACCAGGACAAAUGCAAGGUCAACAACCUGGGAUGCCUCCACAACCUGGUCAGAUGAGUCAACCAGGAAUGCCACCGCAACCUGGCCAAAUGCCUCCUCAACCUGGACAAAUGGGUCAACCUGGAAUGCCACCUCACCCUGGACAAAUGAGCCAACCUGGAAUGCCCCCGCAGCCUGGACAGUUGAGUCAACCAAGAAUGCCACCACAGCCUGGCAUGCCACCACAACCUGGCAUGCCUUCACAACCAGGUCAAAUGCCACCUCAACCUGGCCAAAUGCCACCUCAACCUGGCCAAAUGCCACCGCAACCUGGUCAAAUGCCUGGUCAGCCAGGGUUGCCUCCACAGCCUGGUUAUCAGGGUCAAUUCCAAGGGCAGGCUCAAACUAUGAGUGGUAUGCCCCACAUGCCACCACCAUUAUCACAGCAACGCCAGUAUCCUGGCCAACCUGGGUUCGGACAGCCGGGACAGCAACCUGGUGGUCAGUAUCCAAGCAUGCCUCCAGCACCGAACCAGAUGCCGCCCCAGCCGCCGAUGCCAGGUCAGCAACAGCGUGGAUUCCAGCAACCCUCGUCCGGCUACCCACCACAAUACCCUGGCCAGCAACCCUAUCCUGGUCAGCAGCCCUACCCUGGACAACAAUACCAACAACAACCUGAGCAGAAGAGGUUGGAUCCUGAUCAGAUGCCAAGCCCUAUCCAAGUGAUGGCAGAUGACCAGCAGAACCGCGGCGGUAUCUUCGUGACCAACGAGAAAGGGCUCGUCCCUCCCCUGGCCACCACCGACUUCGUUGUAGAUGAUAAAGGAAAUGCCAGUCCUCGCUACAUCAGGAGCUCAAUGUACACAGUGCCGGUGACUGCAGACCUGCUCAAACAGACAUCCAUGCCAUUCUGCUUAGUUCUGUCCCCAAUGGCAGAAACAGUAGGGUCGGAACUGGAGCCCCCCCUGCUGGACUUCGCCGCCCUGACCGGGUCCCCGACGAUGGGCCCCGUCCGCUGCAGCCGGUGCAAGGCGUACAUGUGUCCCAACAUGAAGUUCGUGGACGCCGGCAGACACUUCAAGUGUGCCUUCUGUAAGGCUACUACUGAAGUUCCGAUGGAGUACACGCAGUACAUAAACAGUAUGCAGCAGUACGGACGGGUACCGGCAGAGAUGGCGCUCGGCGCGUACGAGAUUGUCGCCACUAAGGAAUAUUGCAGGAACAACACACUCCCGAAUCCUCCAGCGAUAGUGUUCGUCAUCGACGUGUCAUACAACGCCAUCAAGAACGGUCUUGUACACACUAUUUGUGAGAACAUUAUGGAUAUUAUUGAGGCGAUGCCCAGAGACGAGCAGACAGGCAAGAGUUAUACCCGCGUGGGCUUCAUCACAUACAGCUCCACUGUACACUUCUACAAUAUCAAGGGUAGUCUAGCCCAGCCCCAGAUGCUGUCAGUGGGCGACGUGGGCGACAUGUUCGUGCCCCUGCUGGAGGGCUUCCUGCAGCGCCCCGAGGACUGCGCCCCCGUCCUGCAGGCCCUGCUGCAGCAGCUCCCCAACAUGUUCCAGGACAACAAGGAGACUGAGACCAUACUGCUGCCUGCUGUACAGGCCGGUUUAGAAGCCCUAAAAGCAGCGGAUACAUCAGGCCAGCUCCUAGUAUUCCACACAUCCCUACCAUCAUUUAACGCGCCCGGGAAACUCACCAAUCGGGAGGACCGCAAACUCCUCGGCACUGACAAGGAAAAACAGAUACUCAACCCGCAGACGACGGCGUACAACGAGCUGGGCCAGUCGUGCUGCGCGGCCGGCGUCAGCGUCGAGCUGUUCGUCUGCAACAACUCGUACGUCGACGUCGCCACGCUCGGACAACUGCCGCGUCUUACUGGGGGGCAGCUGCACAAGUACACCUACUUCACGGCGGAGAUGGACGGCCCCCGCCUAGUGUGGGACGUGCAGCGCGUGGUAUCACGCCCCACGGCGCACGACGCCGUGAUGCGCGUGCGCACGUCCACGGGCGUACGCCCCACCGACUUUUACGGACACUUCUUUAUGUCCAACACCACCGAUGUCGAACUCGCUGCCAUCGACGCGGACAAGGGUAUCGGCAUAGAGAUAAAGCACGACGACAAGCUGACGGCGGAGGAGGGCGUGUACAUCCAGGCGGCCCUCCUGUACACGGCGCGCUGCGGCCAGCGCCGCCUGCGGGUCCUCAACCUGGCGCUGGCCGUCGCCCACCAGCUCGCAGACGUCUACCGCAGCAUGGAACUCGACACCUGCAUCAACUUCCUCACCAAGCAAGCGGUAUGGGCCCUGCGCGAGCACCCCCCGCGGCAGGUCCGCGAGGCGCUGUCUGCGCGCUGCGCGCGGUCGCUGGCGGCGUACCGGCGGCACUGCGCGUCGCCGUCGUCGGCGGGGCAGCUGGUGCUGCCGGAGCCCAUGAAGCUGCUGCCGCUGUACUGCAACUGCGUGUUGCGCGGCGACGCGGUGGCGGGCGGGCCCGACCUGUCGUGCGACGACCGCGCCGCCGCCAUGUUCCGCGCGCUGGCCGCCGACGUGCCCGCCUCCGUCGUCUACACCUACCCGCGCCUGCUGCCGCUGCAUCGCCUGCAGGACCAGCCCGCCGCCGCGCUGCAGCCGCUCCGGGCCUCCGUCGACAAGAUGAACGACCACGGCGUCUAUUUACUCGAAAACGGCGUCCACAUGCUCCUAUGGGUAGGAUCGAAUGCGAACCCUGAGUUUAUCCGCGACGUAUUCGGCGUCCCGUCCCCGCAACAGAUCGACACGCAAGUAUGCGAGCUGCCCGUCCUGGACACGCGCGCCAACGCCAGCGUCCGCGAACUCAUCGAGGACACGCGCAUCAAACGACGAACCGCUAUGAGGCUGACGAUAGUGCAUCAGGCGUCAGCUGCCCCACUAGCGCGACGUCUACUGGUCGAGGACCGAGGGUUGGAUGGCUCCGACGGCUACCUGGAGUACCUCAUGUCUGUGCACAAAACUGUGCAGAAAAUGCUCUAACAACGAUGCGACAACACGACAAAUUGGAGACUGUACUGCGUCACUUCCUUGUCGAGGACCGCGGCGUAGACGGAAGCUCCUCAUACGUGGACUACCUCUGCCACAUCCACAAGGAAAUCAGAGCGUUACUAUAGCAUUUGUACGGGCAUUACUAAGCCGUGGAUACACUUUUACAUGAACUCUCAAUUUGUACCGAACUUCAAAUAGUGUUUCUUUACUGAUUAGUGCUCUUUUGGCGGCGCUAGUGUAGCUUUGAGCCUGAUCAGACUUUAAGCUACACAAGCGCCUAAGUGGCGUUAAAAUGUAAUUCAAAAAGUGUAUUAUAAAUAUAAAAUUGUUGCUGAUAAAAAUGUUGGUUAAAUUAUUAAAUAAUAGAUCUUUGACGGCAUUGCUAGUCAAAGUAUUAUUGGGGGUUUUGGACUUGGAAAUUGUCAGUUAGAGAAUGAGAUUAAUAACGUAACUGAUAAAACGCACAUUAAAGGCGUUGUUAUAAUAAAAAAGUACUUAGUUUUAUAAAGUUGUUUACAACCCUAUUCUCAAUAACAUGAAAAGACCGCUUUGAAUAUUUCCGUCUCUCUUCCGUACGAGUAGUUUUAAAUUGGAGCGAGAGAGAAAGGAUAUAUAUAAAUUCUACAAUGCGGUUUUACAGUCCCUAGAAAAAGCUAUGAAUUGUUUGUUUAAUAAAAAGCCAUAAAGUUAUGCAAGAUUAUGUUAUUUAUUGAAGACAUUAUUAUAGGGAGACUUGUAAGACCAAUGUUAAUAAAUUAGCAAUGUUAAAAUUUUUAAUUGAUUUGUUUACUACCGUCAUUUUGGUUAAAAUUCCACCUAAGACCAAGUCCAUUUAAGCAUUUUAAAU
Molecule: messenger RNA, 5107 nt
Organism: Spodoptera exigua (beet armyworm)
Lineage: Eukaryota; Metazoa; Arthropoda; Insecta; Lepidoptera; Noctuidae
Source: the annotation of a GenBank genome assembly